AUGGAAGGCCGCGAUGGUAUUUUUCGGCAAGCAGCGGAAUUCCCGAGCUAUGCAGUUGAAACACGUCGAUUACGCUCCUUUAAAGAUUGGCCCAAGGCUUUAAAACAAAAACCUGAACAAAUGGCGGAUGCUGGAUUUUUCUACACAAAAAUGUCUGAUCGCGUUAUUUGUUUCAGCUGCGGUGGUGCGCUAAAAGAGUGGGAAGAUAAUGACGAUCCAUGGGAACAACACGCCCUUUAUUAUGGCGACAAAUGCAAUUAUUUGCGACUAAUAAAAGGUAUCGAUUAUCAUGACGAAGUAAUUGGCAAAUUAGCGGCCAUGCGAAUCGCAGAUGAAAAAAAAGAAGAAGAAGAAGAAGCAAAG
Molecule: messenger RNA, 363 nt
Organism: Sitodiplosis mosellana (orange wheat blossom midge)
Lineage: Eukaryota; Metazoa; Arthropoda; Insecta; Diptera; Cecidomyiidae
Product: death-associated inhibitor of apoptosis 1-like
Exons: 1
Biological process (GO): positive regulation of protein ubiquitination; negative regulation of apoptotic process; regulation of cell cycle
Cellular component (GO): cytoplasm; nucleus
Molecular function (GO): ubiquitin protein ligase activity; cysteine-type endopeptidase inhibitor activity involved in apoptotic process
Source: RefSeq, a predicted model, not a curated record